Lotus japonicus is the source of this 1342-nucleotide messenger RNA. Its product is annotated as 4-hydroxy-tetrahydrodipicolinate reductase 2, chloroplastic-like. Lineage: Eukaryota; Viridiplantae; Streptophyta; Magnoliopsida; Fabales; Fabaceae. Gene Ontology annotation, cellular component: chloroplast stroma. The record is from RefSeq and is a predicted model, not a curated record. Bases 62 to 1099 code for a protein of 345 amino acids. Gene Ontology annotation, molecular function: NADPH binding; 4-hydroxy-tetrahydrodipicolinate reductase activity. The transcript has 8 exons.
UUCUUUAAUUACAAAAACCCUAAACCCCCAUAUUGAGCUCAGUCUCUCACUCUCACCUUCAAUGGCAACGUUCACGAUGAAAACCGCAACCAAUGUGCUCCACAGUCACCCCAAUCAGCUCGCCUUCUUCUCCAAUGGAGCCAGUACAAGGAGCAGUGUCCCCAUUUCGCAGAAGAGGAGAUCGCGUUCGUUCCCUAUAGUGUCAAUGGCUGCCACACCGGUUCAGACUUUUCUUGAAAAAACCGCGCCUUCUUCGCCUCAGAAUGCUGGCAUUCCAAUUAUGGUUAAUGCAUGUACUGGAAAAAUGGGAAAGGCUGUCAUUAAUGCGGCAGAAGCUGCUGGACUGCAUGUUGUUCCUGUGUCAUUUGGGUGUGAAGAGGAGUCUGGACAGACUUUUCAGGUCUGCGGAAAGGAGUUUCUUGUGCAAGGUCCUUCUGAUAGAGAGAGUGUGCUUGUAUCUAUCCUUGAUAAAUAUCCAAAUUUGAUUGUUGUGGACUACACAGUGCCAACUGCAGUUAAUGGCAAUGCAGAAUUAUACUCUAAGGUUGGGGUGCCCUUUGUGAUGGGGACCACUGGUGGAGAUAGGGACUUGUUGAAUAAGACUGUUGAAGACGCAAAGCUUUAUGCUGUGAUUUCCCCGCAAAUGGGAAAGCAGGUAGUUGCUUUCCUUGCAGCAAUGGAAAUUAUGGCAGAGCAAUUUCCUGGAGCCUUUUCUGGGUAUUCCUUAAAGGUUUUGGAGUCUCAUCAAGCAAGCAAAGUUGAUGCAUCUGGUACUGCAAAAGCUGUAAUUUCUUGUUUCCACAAACUUGGAGUAUCUUUUGAUAUGGAUGAGAUAGAAUUGAUCAGGGAUCCCCAGCAACAACUUGAAAUGGUGGGAGUCCCAGAGGAGCAUUUGGCGGGUCAUGCCUUUCAUAUGUAUCAUUUGACAUCACCAGAUGAUACAGUUUCAUUUGAAUUUCAACAUAAUGUUUGUGGUAGAUCAAUAUACGCGGAGGGCACUGUUGAUGCUGUAAUUUUUCUUGCUAAGAAGAUUGCAGAAAAGGAUCCCAAGAGAGUAUACAAUAUGAUUGAUGUCUUACGAGAGGGUAGCAUGCGAUGAAUUUUUCUCGGGAGUCAGAUGCAAGAUGUCAACUUCGGGAAUUGGUUAACAAGAUUUGGCAUUUAGUUGAGUAACUUUCAUCUUCUGUCCAUUGUUCUUCUCUGUUCUGUUGAGGAAAGCUUAGGGAGCGUAAUACCCUACUAUGUAUUAUUCUGAAUGGUCGAAAACUACAUGAUGAGUUUUUUUUUUUUUUUAAAUGAAUUUCAACAUUUUUGUUUAGUUUGUCAUAACUUUUGUUAAUCA